ACAGCAGCAUUACGCCAGCGCUUUUGCCGCGUUGGGAUAUAAACACCAGUUGUACCGACCAGUACUCACUGCUGCUCCUACAUACCGAUUGACUACCAUACUCGAUAACUACACCCGCGCAACCACUACCAACACCGAUAGAAAACGAUACAGAAAGAUACAGAAAAAUAACCAGCAUGCCGAAUAACACUUCCAAGGAGGAGAUGAAGCUCAAUGAGGAGAAGCUGAAGAACUACGAGCCGUCGCAGUUUAAGAAGGGACACGAGCCACCGAUCCAGCACGACACCGCGCCGGGGCUGGAGAAGGACAUGAACCCUCGUCCAGUAUACAACAAGCUCCCCACAGCGGACGGGGGCUACGAGCUAUACAAAGCGGCCGGCAAGCUGGCGGGGAAGAAGGCAUUGAUCACGGGGGGCGACAGCGGGAUCGGGCGAGCGAUCGCGGUGCUGUUCGCGAUGGAGGGGGCGGACAGCGCGAUCACGUAUCUGCCGCAGGAGAUUGAGGACGCGCAGGAGACGAAGAAGCUCGUGGAGGGGUGUGGUGCGAAGUGCUUCCUGUUCGAGGCCGAUAUUAGCACGGCCCAGGCCUGCAGGAAGCUCGUCGAUGAUGUCCUCAAGCAAAUGGGCAGGGUUAAUGUCCUCGUCAAUAAUGCGGCGUAUCAGAUGGAGGUCGAGAGUAUUACCGACUUGUCGGAGGAGCAGUGGGAUUAUACGUUCAAGACCAAUGUUUACUCGUUCUUCUGGAUCAGCAAGUACAUCGUCCCGCAGCUGAAGUCCGGCGACACGAUCAUCAACAACGCGUCGAUAAACCACUACAUCGGCAAGCCGAACCUGCUGGAUUACUCGUCGACCAAGGGCGCCAUCGUCGCCUUCACCAGGGCGCUGUCCAACCAGCUCUGUGGAAAGGGAAUCCGUGUAAACUGUGUUGCCCCUGGACCGGUGUGGACUCCACUGGUGAUAUCGACCAUGACCACGGAGGAUCUGGAUUCGUUCGGAAGCACACCUAUGGGCAGGCCGGGACAGCCGAGUGAGAUUGCUACGUGCUUUGUGUUCCUUGCCAGUUCGGACUCGAGCAUGAUCUCCGGCCAGACGUUGCAUCCCAAUGGAGGAAGCAUCAUCAACGGUUAGGCGGUCGGUGAUGGAUAUGACGGGUAAUGGUGGGAUUCAUGGCCAUAAUAUAGUAGUGCAAUGAGCAAAAAUGAUUGGAUGUUUCGAUGAAUAGCAGAGUCUCCAAAGGUCUUUGAAGUUUGGAGUGCGAUCACUCGUGAUGACGUCGACGCGCUAUGUACAGUGCCCACUCGGUAAAAAGCGGCGAGACGGAUGCGGGGAAUUGGAAUUCUAGAACAAAAUACCAUGCACGCACGCAUGACGGCGGGCAUGAUAAGCGAAGGUGACGAGACGUGCACAAUUCCGGCGGCGAAUUUGCGGCGACGACAACGCGGGGAUGCAUACCGGCGGCGAUGGAGAGCGUACAC
This is a messenger RNA of Tricharina praecox, 1474 nucleotides long. RefSeq lists its product as uncharacterized. NCBI's taxonomy places the organism in Eukaryota, Fungi, Ascomycota, Pezizomycetes, Pezizales, Pyronemataceae. The record is from RefSeq and is a predicted model, not a curated record. The transcript is spliced from 4 exons. The coding region runs from base 177 to 1127 and encodes 316 amino acids. Gene Ontology annotation, molecular function: oxidoreductase activity.